Messenger RNA from Pectinophora gossypiella (pink bollworm), 1354 nucleotides. RefSeq names its product serpin B5-like (gene serpin-8). The coding region runs from base 29 to 1249 and encodes 406 amino acids. Lineage: Eukaryota; Metazoa; Arthropoda; Insecta; Lepidoptera; Gelechiidae. Gene Ontology annotation, molecular function: serine-type endopeptidase inhibitor activity. The transcript has 2 exons. The record is from RefSeq and is a predicted model, not a curated record.
GAUACCACACGUAGAAAGUGCCUCAACAAUGAACCGUUUAACUUUCAUCCUUGUUAUAACACUCGUAAGUGGAAUUAUAGCGCAAAAUAAUUUGCCAGAGAAGCUGCUUGGAUGUCAGCGCUUCGUAACCCUCGAAUACCGGCAUGACUUUCGAGAAUUUUCCGAAGAAAUAUUCGAGGAAGUUGCUAAGGAUCAGAAUAGCAGUUUUGUCUUCUCGCAAUAUUCCGUCUGGCUUGCUCUUGCGGCUAUAGCUGAGGGAACAGAUGAAGACACACAAAAUAGCCUUUUGAAAAUUCUCCAUUUGCCCAAAUCGAGCUGCUUGCGCGAAAAGUACUACGACAUAGCUACAAGUUUGGAGUCCUCUGGAGAAGAUAUUACUUUGGAAAGACGGCGUAUGUUUAUACUUGAUGAUCACACGAUACUCAACUCAACAUGGGCAAGUACAGUGCGUGCGAUGGGCCUGGUGGACACAAAGGUACUUCCCAUCAAGAACAACUCUGAAGCACCAGAAAUAAUACGAAAACUCAUAGGAGGUAACUGGACAGACAUGAAGCUGGAUUUAACAGGAAACUCCAUAUUGCUUGACUCAUUAUUCUACAAGGCACUGUGGACUACAGCUUUUGAGAAUUGUACCCAGGAUAACGUGGACUUUUUCAACGAUAAAGGGUUGAAAAUCGGCAAAGUUGAUUUGAUGAGGGUUAAGAAACGGGUGAGACUGACGUACAUAGACUGGUUGCAAGCGAAACUUCUAGAAUUACCAGUGGGGAACAACGGCAGGUUUAGAAUGCUGUUCAUAAUGAAUAUGAGAAAGAACUCUAUAUACAAAACUAUGGAUAACGUGCAGAAAUACUUAAGGAGAUAUCUUGAAACUAUGCCGCUACUUGUUCCUGUAAGUUUGGUCCCACUAGAGGUAGCCAUACCGAAGUUUAACUUGACUUCUGAAUUGGAUUUGAAGGCAGCUUUAAACCGUAUGGGACUGGCCACUAUUUGGUCAGACGAAAAUGCAAGCAAGUUCAUAUCAUCCCCACCGGCGAAACCAUCAGACUUCAUCCAGCGGGUCUCUAUCAGUAUGGACUGUGGGGGGGUGGACCCUACUCCCCCAUCACCAUGUCCUAUGACCAAUAUAGGUACAGGAUUCGCCGCAGCCAUGGGUCGAGGGUUCAUAGCCAACAGACCCUUCAUAUUCGGUCUCGUCGACUCUCAAACCAAAACUUGGCUGUUUUCUGGAGUUUAUUCUGGACCGGAAUAAUUUAUUUUCUAUUAUCAUCUUUUUUUAUACUUAAGAGUAAGUAGGCGCCACGAAAGAAGACGACCUUAAUAUUUCAUUGGUUUGGGAAGUUUGUUUACAUACAUU